Molecule: messenger RNA, 509 nt
Organism: Drosophila arizonae
Lineage: Eukaryota; Metazoa; Arthropoda; Insecta; Diptera; Drosophilidae
Product: mitogen-activated protein kinase kinase kinase 7-like
Biological process (GO): positive regulation of canonical NF-kappaB signal transduction; immune response; protein phosphorylation
Molecular function (GO): MAP kinase kinase kinase activity; ATP binding
Source: RefSeq, a predicted model, not a curated record
UUAAACAAAUGUCCCGCACUAACCAUGAGAAUAUUGUACGGCUAUAUGGAAGUUGCUUUGACAAGGACUUCGCAUACUUAGUCAUGGCUUACGCAGAGUGUGGAUCCCUCUUUGAGUUCUUGCACGGCAGCGAGCAAAGGGAGUAUACCAUGGCAAUGGCUAUAGACUGGAUGAUUCAGUGUAUCCAGGGUAUUAACCACAUGCAUUCCAUGGAACCAAUACUGAUUCAUCGUGACCUAAAGACUGCCAAUCUACUCCUAACCAAAAAUUACAGGAAUUCGAAAAUUGGAGAUUUCGGCAAUGCGACGGAUCUAGGAACUAUGAUGACAGAUAUGUCUGGCACUGCCGGCUAUAUAGCCCCAGAGGUUCUCUUAGGAAAUACGUAUACGGAAAAGUGCGACAUUUAUAGCUUCGGGAUUGUUCUAUGGGAGGAACCGAAGAAUCGACCCACAGUCAAAGAAAUUCAGCUUACUGACAUUCCAUGUCUUGAUAUUAUAAUGCGAUCCUAA